CCAUGUUGAAAGAAGUGCUGUGUAUUCUGGUCGUCUGUCUGGUUGUAGUCAUAACGGAAGUAGCCGGUGAUGCGUGCAAGCGCUACACAGUAAACGGAUGUAGUAUCCCCGGUAAACUCCCCUUUUUCUACAAGAAACGAUUCACGGGCGCUUGUAACAGACACGACGUUUGUUACAAUUGUGGCAAGGCCAAAAAUACAAAUCGAAAGACGUGCGAUAGAAGUUUCCUGUCCAACAUGAGGUCCACGUGUAGCUGGUGGAAAGCUACCUGUUGGUCGGCUGCCUAUGUGUACUACCUGGCCGUCAGGGCCGGAGGGUCGAAGCGAUACAAGCAGACGUCGCCAUCGUGGUGCGGCGAGAGCUGGGUUUCCGGUUGCAUGAAAUAAGCCAAUCAUUUGGAAGCAUGUCCGUUCAAAGAGGGAGGUAACUCCCAGUUUUGUUUCCUGUGGCGAAUAAACAGAGUAACAGAAUUG
Gigantopelta aegis is the source of this 473-nucleotide messenger RNA. RefSeq lists its product as uncharacterized. The record is from RefSeq and is a predicted model, not a curated record. The transcript has 2 exons. Bases 3 to 386 code for a protein of 127 amino acids. Gene Ontology annotation, biological process: phospholipid metabolic process; arachidonate secretion. Gene Ontology annotation, molecular function: A2-type glycerophospholipase activity. NCBI's taxonomy places the organism in Eukaryota, Metazoa, Mollusca, Gastropoda, Neomphalida, Peltospiridae.